Messenger RNA from Tetrapisispora phaffii CBS 4417, 2076 nucleotides. RefSeq lists its product as uncharacterized. Gene Ontology annotation, molecular function: thiamine pyrophosphate binding; flavin adenine dinucleotide binding; magnesium ion binding. Gene Ontology annotation, biological process: L-valine biosynthetic process. Gene Ontology annotation, cellular component: mitochondrion; acetolactate synthase complex. The transcript has a single exon. Bases 1 to 2076 code for a protein of 691 amino acids. The record is from RefSeq and is a predicted model, not a curated record. NCBI's taxonomy places the organism in Eukaryota, Fungi, Ascomycota, Saccharomycetes, Saccharomycetales, Saccharomycetaceae.
AUGUUUCCUCAACAAUCCUUUAAACAACCUUUUAGGAACAGUUGUAUAGGACUUCUUACUAAUCUGAGGUCUUCAAACGUCAUUAAGAGAUAUGUCUCAAGACAAAGACUGUACGCUACAUCAGCACCCAAUAAACAUUCUAAUCAGAGUGUAACUGGAUCAAAUGCAAAUGGUACUAUAAGACCAGCUCCCGCACCAAGUUUUAAUGCGGAACCAAUUAGCGUUAGAAUUUCAAAGAAAAUGCAUUCUGAUCCAUCAAUGGAUAGUUCUUUAGUUGGUUUGACUGGUGGUGAAAUUUUCCACGAAAUGAUGAAAAGACAUAAUGUAGAUACAGUCUUUGGUUAUCCAGGUGGUGCUAUCUUACCUGUUUACGAUGCAAUUUAUAAUAGUAAAGAUUUUAAUUUUGUGUUACCAAGGCAUGAACAAGGUGCCGGGCAUAUGGCCGAAGGUUACGCCAGGGCUUCGGGUAAAUGUGGUGUUGUUUUAGUCACUUCUGGCCCAGGUGCCACUAAUGUUAUCACUCCAAUAGCAGAUGCAUUGGCUGAUGGUGUACCAAUGGUUGUAUUCACUGGUCAAGUCCCAACUGCAGCUAUCGGUACCGAUGCUUUCCAAGAAGCGGAUGUCAUAGGCAUUUCAAGAUCAUGUACAAAGUGGAACGUAAUGGUCAAACGUAUAGAAGACUUACCGAAAUGUAUCAACGAGGCUUUUGAAAUUGCAACUAGUGGCAGGCCUGGUCCUGUUUUGGUCGAUUUACCAAAGGAUGUUCAAGCGUCAAUCCUGAAAACACCAAUUCCAAUCAAGACUACAAUCCCAUCAAAUGCGUUAAGACACCUAACUAGGAAUGUUCAAACACAGUUCUCAGAGGUAGCUAUUAAAAGAGCUGCUGAAUUGAUCAAUAUUGCAAAGAAACCAAUUUUAUAUGUCGGUGGUGGAAUUUUAAAUAAUCCAGAAGGUCCAAGAUUAAUUAAAGAGCUCAGUGACCGAGCUCAAAUUCCCGUCACUACAACUUUACAAGCACUAGGUGCAUUCGAUCAAGAAGAUCCCAAAUCGUUAGAUAUGUUAGGUAUGCAUGGUCAUGCCCCAGCAAAUCUAGCUAUGCAAAAUGCUGAUUUGAUUAUUGCCGUUGGUGCAAGGUUUGAUGAUCGUGUCACAUUAAAUAUCAGUAAAUUUGCACCUGAGGCUCGCCGUGCGGCUCUGGAGAAUAGAGGUGGUAUCAUACACUUUGAUAUUUCUGCUAAAAACAUAAAUAAAGUUGUCGAGACUCAAGUUCCUAUUGAAGGUGACGCAGGAGCAAAUUUGACUAAAUUACUUCCUUCUAUUUUUUCUGUCUCCGAAGCAGAACGCAAAGAAUGGAUGGAAACAAUUAAGACCUGGAAAGAAAAACAUCCAUAUACUUACCAAAAGGAAAGUCCAGGCUCUAAAAUAAAACCGCAAACUGUUAUUGCCAAACUUUCAGAGAUCGCAAACAAAUCCGGGAAACCUAUCGUAGUUACAGCUGGUGUUGGUCAACAUCAAAUGUGGGCCGCCCAACACUGGACUUGGAAGAAACCACGCACAUUUAUAUCAUCAGGUGGUUUAGGUACCAUGGGUUAUGGCCUGCCAGCUGCCAUCGGUGCACAAGUAGCAAGACCGGAUGCUAUAGUAAUUGAUAUUGAUGGUGAUGCAUCUUUCAACAUGACUUUGACCGAACUCUCUUCUGCUGUGCAAGCCGGUACACCAAUCAAAAUUUUAUUAUUGAAUAACGAAGAACAAGGUAUGGUUACCCAGUGGCAAUCAUUGUUCUACAAACACCGUUAUUCACAUACGCAUCAAUUGAACCCAGAUUUUGUGAAGGUAGCAGAAGCCAUGGGCAUUAAGGGUAUGAAAUUAACGGAACAAAGCAAGAUGGAUGAAACAUUAAAUGAAUUUUUUGAUUUCAAUGGACCCGUUUUAUUAGAAGUUGUUGUUGAAAAGAAAGUUUCAGUCUUACCAAUGGUUCCAGCUGGUAAAGGAUUAGACGAAUUCAUAGAAUUUGAUUCAGAGGUGGAAAAAGAACAAAGUAGGUUGCGUAGAGAUCGUACUGGGGGUAAACAUUAA